Molecule: messenger RNA, 423 nt
Organism: Chaetomium globosum CBS 148.51
Lineage: Eukaryota; Fungi; Ascomycota; Sordariomycetes; Sordariales; Chaetomiaceae
Exons: 2
Coding region: 1-423 (140 amino acids)
Source: RefSeq, a predicted model, not a curated record
AUGGGAGCGUCAUGGAUGUGGCUUGCUUUUUUUUUUUUUCUGCGUUUGACUCCGUUGGGUGCGAUGGUGAGAGGGGCGCUGAUGCCCGAAGGAUCGGACUUUUGGUCCUCUCACGAGCGCCGCGAUGCCGCAGCAGCAGCCGAAUGUUGGUCUCAUGCUGGCCGCUCCUUUUGGCACCCGCUAGCCACUGUAAGGACAAUCCACGCCACCAGGCUGGCCCAUUAUGCUUUUGACCCUGCAGCACUGCCUGAAAACGGCAACCCGCCUAACUACCCAAAAUAUGAUACAAGGACUGCCUCGCAGCAAAAGUGGUGGUGGUUGAGCCUUCUUCAGCGCCGCUCCUCUGUGCCGCACAGCGGGAACCCGAGUUCCUCUUCCUGCUUUCCUUGUGAAGGCCGGAUUCGCUGGGGAACGAGAGGAUAA